Miscanthus lutarioriparius is the source of this 438-nucleotide messenger RNA. Lineage: Eukaryota; Viridiplantae; Streptophyta; Magnoliopsida; Poales; Poaceae. The record is from the annotation of a GenBank genome assembly.
AUGGCUGCCCAGCAACCAAGCAUGUGGAGCAAACCAAUUCCCAGGAUCCGCCAUUGUUCCGGCACCCAUGUCUCAGAUUACAUGGCUUCAUCUAUACACAUCCAGCAGAUCGCCGAUGCUUCUUUGAGAAAGGUAGAGGUGGAAAUACCUAGCCUGACCCACUGUUUUGAUGGCCACGGAUUGGUAAAAGAAGAAAAUGAUGCCAUCAUCUCCUCCUUGCUCACGGCCAUCAGUGAUUGUGAUGUUGCAACAUCAGAUGGUGGGCACGCAGGUGUUCAAGAGGACACACCUGCUCGGAUGUCCAGAAGCAGCAAUGAGGCUAGCCCUUCGAUUUCACUUGUACUGUUGCCGGCAUCCGAUAACCUGAAAACAGAUUUCAUUGAGCAACUGGAGCCUCAAUGGUUCGAGCCUUUGGAUUUGGGUUGGUUCAUAGAAUAA